This is a messenger RNA of Symsagittifera roscoffensis, 811 nucleotides long. Its product is annotated as 5-aminolevulinate synthase, erythroid-specific, mitochondrial-like. The record is from RefSeq and is a predicted model, not a curated record. Gene Ontology annotation, biological process: heme biosynthetic process. NCBI's taxonomy places the organism in Eukaryota, Metazoa, Xenacoelomorpha, Acoela, Convolutidae. Gene Ontology annotation, cellular component: mitochondrion. The transcript has 3 exons. Bases 18 to 716 code for a protein of 232 amino acids. Gene Ontology annotation, molecular function: 5-aminolevulinate synthase activity; pyridoxal phosphate binding.
UCUGUGACCUGCAUGAGAUGUGUGACGUAGCUCACAAGUACGGAGCCCUGACUUUUGUGGAUGAGGUGCACGCAGUGGGUCUGUACGGAGAAAGGGGGGCGGGAAUUGGGGAGAGAGACGGGGCGCUCCACAAGAUUGACGUCGUAUCCGGAACUCUGGGCAAGGCUUUUGGAAACAUCGGAGGCUACAUCGCGGCUAACAAGACUCUAAUCGACGUCAUCCGAAGCUACGGUUCUGGCUUCAUCUUUACAACAUCCCUUCCCCCCUCAGUGCUCUACGGGACAAUCGCUGCCAUCCGAAUACUGAAAGGGGAGGAGGGAGAGGUGUUACGUAAUAGGCAGCAGGAGAAUGUGAAGUUGUUACGUAAUAAGCUGUUGCGAGUUGGACUGCCUGUGAUUGAUGCGCCUAGUCAUAUCAUACCAAUUCAUGUUGGAAACGCAGAAGCAUGCACAAAAGUAUCCGAUUACCUUUUGGACAGACACGAUAUCUACAUCCAAGCUAUCAACUACCCUACUGUAGCCAAGGGAACUGAGCGACUUCGGAUUGCACCCUCGCCGCUUCACACGGAGGAGAUGAUGGAUGAAUUGGUGGGGGCUCUUUUCGAAUCUUGGGUUGCGAAUCGACUGCCGCUUAAUGUUUUGGUGUCCCCGCCGCAAGGAAGUGACUUCUGUCGUGACAGGGCAGAGGAAUUGCCAUUGACUUUCAGUCAGAGCUGAUUGCCUGUCAAAAAUGGACAAUGAAGGCAUAUUGUUACGAUUUUCAUAUGUUAACGUUAUUGAUUAAAUAACAUCUGAACUGAAUUAUGUGCAAA